Molecule: messenger RNA, 450 nt
Organism: Sphaeramia orbicularis (orbiculate cardinalfish)
Lineage: Eukaryota; Metazoa; Chordata; Actinopteri; Kurtiformes; Apogonidae
Product: prothymosin alpha-B-like
Exons: 3
Coding region: 26-256 (76 amino acids)
Source: RefSeq, a predicted model, not a curated record
ACAAACGCAAUGCUAACGAUGCCAAAUGUUGUGUUUUCAGGAGAACGAGGAGAACGGCGAGCCCGACGUAGAUGAUGAGGAAGACGAGGAAGUGGAUGAGGAAGACGAGGAGGACGACGGAGAAGGUGACGAGGAGGACGAGGAGGAAGAUGACGACGAGAUCGAGGGCGGCACGAAACGGGCAGCUGAGGACGACGACGAGGACGACGAGGAUGACGUCGAAACCAAGAAGCAGAAAACCGACGACGAUGAUUGAUGCGUUUCCGCGGCGCCAUCCUGCUGAUCCACUUCCUGGUUCUCCACCUGCGACGGUUUUUGAAGUCUCAGGUGGAGGAUCUGGAGGACUGAAUUAAGAAAAAAUAAUUUAAAAAAAAAACAAAAAAAAAAAACAAACCCAACAUGGUCAUUAGCAAGUAGAGUUCAACAACAGCUACGACAUCACCACGACCA